CGCGUCGCUCCCGGCCCGCCCGCUCGCUGAUUGGCGGGGCGCGGGGGGCGGGCCGAGGCGGCCGGCGGGCAGGAAGGCGCCAUGGCGGCCGUGGCCCAGUGCGUGCGGGGAGCGCUGCGCCCGCGCCUCCCGCUACUGAGCGUCGCGCUGAGAACAUCUCCACGACUGCUUUGUGCAGCAACACAGCAGAAAAAUACUGGCCAGAACUUGGAAGAGGACCAGAGUCAGAGCCAGAAUGAGCAGAAGGUGGAACCCAGCUCUGCUGAAAAACUGCUAGCGGAAGAAAAGGCCAAACUGGAAGAACAACUAAAAGAAGUUACUGAGAAGUACAAGCGUGCCUUGGCAGAUGCAGAGAACGUGAGGCAAAGAAGCCAGAAGCUGGUAGAAGAGGCAAAGUUAUACGGGAUCCAGAGCUUCUGUAAGGACUUACUAGAAGUUGCAGACAUUUUGGAGAAAGCGACAGAAAGCGUUCCAAAAGAAGAAAUUAAAGAUGAAAAUCCUCACUUGAAGAGCUUAUACGAAGGUCUUGUCAUGACAGAAGUACAGAUUCAGAAAGUGUUCAAAAAGCACGGCCUGCUGAGACUGAACCCUGUGGGAGCCAAGUUCGAUCCCUACGAACACGAGGCGCUGUUCCACACUCCCGCGGAGGGCCAGGAGCCCGGCACCAUCGCGCUGGUCUCCAAGAUCGGCUAUAAGCUGCACGGGCGCACGCUGCGGCCCGCCCUGGUGGGGGUGGUGAAAGACGCUUAGCUGCCCCAGCUGGGAGUUUCAAAUGCCAUACAACUAUUAAACAGCUGGAUGGUUUUUCUCUCACACCGUGCUUCCCUCGUUCCUCUGCUCCCCGAGAGGUUUAAAUGAGUUGGUUGAGGUUUCCCAGUGAAAAUGAAGUAACUGAUGAAAUUCUCCUGCUUAGUGGCCUUCGACAUCACUGUUCCAUAAGCUCUUCUUCAGUGUGAACUACAAGAGCCAUUAAGCCCUCUAAUGCUUUAGGUUAGAUAAUGUUUUUUACAACUAUUGCUCCUGAGAUGGUGAAUUAAAUUGAAAAGAAUGAAACGCUCACGAGAAUGUUGCGAUUUCAAGUUUAUCACCGUGUGUAGAUUGAAGAUGCAGAUAGUGGUUGAGACAGUUCCUUUGGUUUUGUAGAAUCUCACGUUGCAGAAGUGGGUGAUGUAGUACAAAUAACCUGCCUUCUGCAAGCACCCAUCAGCUUUUACACACCGAUGUGAUAAAUGCCCUGUUUUGUCUAUUCAAAAAUAAUCUCUCAACAACUGAAACUGAAAGCUGUGUGAAUUCUGAACUGUAAAUAAAUGGCAAUGGAGAUUAGAUAUCUUUUGUAAUUGUUCAACCUUUUUGUCCUGUACUAACAUUGAAUCAAGAAAACCAUCUAAUACUUGUAUGGCAUUGAAGAACCAAUAGAAUUUAUCCUAUCUCUGGAUUUUUAAUUUAAUGUUGUAUAAAUUGGUUUAAACAAUUUUUAUAGUCUUGUAACUUCCAGCUUUGCAAUCAGUUUGUUAUGCAAACUGUAGUUACAAUCCUGAUGGGAGCCAGAACACCCAAAGAACUGAGUUGCUGAGAGUUUGAUAUAUGAUUUCUUUUAGACUUAUAUAAAUAAUUGCAUGUAAGUGGCUCAAAUGAAAGUGUGAACUUAGUUUCAUUUUCUUGAUUUCUUGCAUUUACUCAGCUUGGAUAUUAGGUUGCACCAGAACUUUUCUCCAUGCAGCUCUUGCCAUGUCUGACUCCAGCUGCUGCUCCCAGUCCUGCAGAAUCAGCAUAAAAUGCAGCACGUGAUUACCUGAAGGACAUUUGUCUGGUCACCUGGAUUGGAGUGGGUGGAACCUGGCAAAUUACACAACUGACAGAGGAUCUGUUCUCUUGUAUUUUGAAAGCCCACACUAUUAACACACAGGACAGGAUCUUCAAACUUAGGGAAGUUAAUAGGUCCUGUAAAAAGUAAGUACUUCUGAAUUUUUUACCAUGUUUCCGGUUUUUGUGGAUUAAGGAGCUUCUUACCCUAAAGUCAAGUAUUGAUUAUAUUGUUUGUGAUUCAGAUAGAGAGUGCCAAAUUGCACUGGGCCUACUCAUGAUGAGAAGUGAUUACUCAUUCCUUAAGAUAUUUUUCCCAGUUCUGGUUUCCUUCAUGGGAAUUAAACAGUUAACCAGGAACGGCCUAAGUGCAUAAAACUGUUUGGAGGUUAGUCAUGUUAAUCAUAUUUAAGGAUUCAUUCUUUCUCAACUCUAUGAGAGAAUGCUUCCACUGGGCAGAGGAAGGAGAGUAAUUUUUUGAUGUGUGAAGACAACUACAAUGUUGAUUUUUUUAAACUGAUCAAGUACAGAGAAAAAAAUGCAAAGAUCAAGUUUAAAAAUACAGGGGGAAAAAGAGGAUUCCAUAUACUGAAGUUGAAUGUGGAAGUAUCUUUCCUCCAUCUGGGUUUAAGAGCACACUGUAGUUGUGUGAAGUAGGAUUGAAGAAAUGGUUUUGAUGCACUUUGAUUGAGAUCUGUUCUCACAAUUGAUGUCAAAAAGGGACCAGGUUCCAUUUUGUAUAGCUUUAAAGAACUGUCAUGUGUUGUUACGUCCCCUCCCAAUCCCUCUGGAUCGAAAUGAAAUGUAAUAAUGUCCUUAGUAUAGAAUUUUUUGUAGUAGAGAGUUAAACAAAGGGACACAUUGUUCCCUAGCAGAUGAGGAUUUUGCUAAUGAGCUUCCCAAGUGCUUCACACAAACUGUCAUUCUUGGACUACAUAAUUCAUUAGGGGUGUUCUUAAACACAAGCUCCUGUUACACGUUCAGCACAAGGGUCAUCUUUGAAGCUGGUAACUGAGUCUCAUUGAAGUGGUUCCCCGUCCCUGGCCUCAGAAAGGCUCUGGCUGAAGUGGGUCAGUCUAUGGAGAGCUCCAGCCACCUGUGCACUCUGCCACAGCCCAGGAAGGAGCACUGAAGAAAUCAACAGAAGAAGGUAGUUCUGAAAUUUAAGCACCCAACAAAGCUACCACCAGUACUAGCUAUCUCACAGACUACAUUUCCUCCCAUCACAUUUAGCUACAUAAAAUUCAGCUCCAAUUGUUACUGCAAAGACUUAAGCCAUUUUCCUCAUUGCCCAAGCUAUGUUAUUGUUAAAUCAAUAAUGGGAAGAAACCUAAAUACAAGUUUAUUUACCAAUCCACAAUGCAAAAAGCUAGUAAAAUGCUGUGUGCACAUCA
Messenger RNA from Motacilla alba alba, 3197 nucleotides. RefSeq names its product GrpE like 1, mitochondrial (gene GRPEL1). The record is from RefSeq and is a predicted model, not a curated record. Gene Ontology annotation, cellular component: PAM complex, Tim23 associated import motor. Bases 82 to 750 code for a protein of 222 amino acids. Gene Ontology annotation, molecular function: protein-folding chaperone binding; protein homodimerization activity; adenyl-nucleotide exchange factor activity. Lineage: Eukaryota; Metazoa; Chordata; Aves; Passeriformes; Motacillidae. Gene Ontology annotation, biological process: protein folding; protein import into mitochondrial matrix. The transcript is spliced from 4 exons.